UAGUUGAUAAACGCCUUACUAGCCUCUGUAAGAUCACGGGCUAAUCGAGCACUUUUCCAAAAAAUUUUCAUUUACAAAAUAUGAAAACUUGGGUAAACAAUUUAUGGUUUGAAGCCUGUGAUUUACUCUUUGCAAUAUUUAGUAGCUGUUUCGUGGAUAAAAAACAUCUCAUACCUAUAUAAUGUUUUAAGUUGCAAGCUUGAAAGAUGUUGACACGCGAACAUAAGCUAUGUUUAAAUAUAAGACGCUCACUGGAAGAACAAAACUUGAUCUCUGUACCGAUUCAAAAAUUCUCUUUCGUUGUUGCCUUGUUUUGAAAAAAGGUAGUUACCUCAGUUAUCGUAAAGACUUGGUUCAUUUGUUUGGUUUUGGUAGGAAGUUUGGUUAAUUUUUGCCUCUAGCUCGCACACAUUUAUAAAACCUAGUAAUCGAAACGUAGUUUAUUGAAAUUUGUGCCAGAAGAAUCAAGGGGAUAAGCGAGUCCAAAGAAAGUGGCUGCCACGCUGAUGACGAAGGUAAGUCAAAAGGAACAAAAGAGUUUCAUGUUCUGCGCUCAGGCCACGCAUUUCUUUAAUGUUUUGUAGGAAUGUGUUGAUAGUUUUGAUGUUUGGACCAGGAGAAUGAUAAAGCCAUUUUUGACUCUCUGUGCCAACUAUUUAGUUCUCUGUACAGAAAGCCUGUCUUGGUGCCUUUGUGUCUCAAAAUUACCAUGGCGACCACAAAAAGACGUUUAGCGCUGAGAAGUAAUUAAAAGAUACAUUUGAAUAGCGAUUGUUAUUGGCUGUCUCCCUUACAGAAUUAAGGACGUAUAGGGGAUCAUAAUUCUUUGUCAUUAAACAGAAAUAGCUGAUUACGUAUAAUUCAUUGCAACAUUAUGAAAAGGAAAUUAGUUUUUAAAGUGGUAAUUUGUUUGAAAAUUUAGAUUUCUUUUCCUCUUCAAGUGUAACGUCAAGCUGACAGGGCCCUACCCACCAAGUUUCCUGGUCUUUUCAAAUGAUGCCAAGAAUCCAGCUCCUUAAUUAGAUUUGCAGCUGAAUCAUUGUAGCUAGUCCAAUUGAUUCCAGUUGAAUAAUUCAUAUUAAUGAUUUAGUCAAUUAAGAAAAUUAUACAUCUAAUACAAGGACCAAAUUUCGUUAGCCCUGUUCCCGUUUUACGUUUUUCGUCAGUAUACUGUAGGGUUGGUAUUGUUUUGUCAUGUGGUCAGACAUCAAUUCAAACAAUGACUCCUCUAGCACUAGAAGCAUUUUAUUUGUAAUGAAAGAUUUUUUACAUUGCUGUAGAUCCUCUCAUUCUGCAGAUCAUGCUAAGUCCUUUGAAGUUUGUCUAUCAAUUUAUCAAGCAUUGACGUAAAACUUGCUAAUGUACGACAUCCAACAGUAGAUUUGUUGCGCUUAUCGAUUCCGUGCAUCCAAGCUCCAUAAUGUUAUCAAAAUUUGAUACAUCUUUAGUUAACUACAGUUAUGGGUAGAGGCAUGGGGGCUGUAGCCUUCAUAACUCUUACACACUAUGAAAGCUACUUUUUGUUGAACUGACAAAACAUUGUAAACUUUCUCUGCUUCUUAUAAUGUGUUAAGAUCCUUAACCCUUGAUGGAGGGAAUCCUAUACAGCCUGAUUAAAUCGUAAGUAGAACUUUGCUAAUGCUCCUUCUCACUCGUUUUCUCCCCGCGACGCUCAAUACAGAUCACCAAUCAUUACGAUAGUUCUGUGCGGUAUAGGGUAGCUAUUAAUUCCAUAAUUGCUUCUUUCUUUAGAACAAAAUGAUUCUUUGCCUAUACAAAAAGAGUAUCUAAAUUAAUUUUUGUCUGAAUUAAUGGGACACUACUAUCCCACUUUCCUUGAAACUUAAUGAACGAUUUCCUCAGAAUAGCAAGUCUUCCUUUUAGCACUGAACCUUUUGUUUCUUUCAGAAUUCAGCGAAUAUUUUUGAUAUCACAAUAAGGUUUUGAUUAUGCCCUGCUACAUCAUCUAUCUAUUUAGCCCUUAUUACUCCAGGAAACAGGACUUAAUCAAAGUGACUUAUCAAGCUUUUUGCAAGUGUAAUUAACAGCUAGGAGUUACUGUUAUCCGUGUCCUCAAUGGUAUUUCACAUGCCUGCAGCUAAUGGGCAGUUUGGGGAAAUUUAAAGUUUCCAGUAAAAGAUGCAGGGAAUAACCCCUCUUUCCUCAAACAACGUUCCUUGAAGAGCCUAUACCCUGGGUACCAGAGCCUCAGAAAGUCAAAGGAUGAUGACCGGUUUGAAAAGUUGCAAAGAACGGGGAAGUCCUUCCCAUCCCCAUUCGCAAUCCCUUUUCCGCCUUCAUAACCCUUCGACUCUCUGAGGCUCUGGUACCCAGGGUAAAGAGCCUGUUGCAUAAACUAUCGAACAAAACUAUCUUGAAUAAACUAUUGCUAUUAUACAUUGUUUCAUGAGGAGCUGGGGAUGCUACUGAAAACACGCGACAUUCUAUCGUAGUGUAUCAGGCAUUUUGGCUGGCAUUGUCAGUGGCGGUUUUAAAGGGGGGCCAUGGCCCCAGGCCCCGCGCUUAUGGCAGCCAAAAGGGGCCCCACACCUGAGAAAAAAGAUAGAAAUUGUAAAGAACAAGGGCCCCGCAGAUGUUUUUUGCCCCGGGCCCUCCAGUCCCUAAUACCGCCACUGGGCAUUGUAACAUUUGUGGAUUCAAUUUUUCCUGUUUUUGUAAGCUUGAUUUACCUAUAAAAGUGUCAUAUGAAGCUAUGCAUCCUUGAUUCAACCAGCACGUGUUACGAUAUUACCAGUAAUGUUCUACUUACCCUUUCAACUUUGUUCCUCUUUUUCCUUCAUUGAGUUGUGAAUUUGAGUUCGGCCAUGUAGAUGUGGUCGGGCAAACAUAUUUUUAAUUAGUAAUGCAAGCAUCGUAAUGGGAAAAUGUUUGAUUACGAAGUUAUUGCAUUGUUCAACAUGCAUUAGAUUGCUUCUACUUGGUUUUUCAAGCCGAAGUGAAAUCUAAUAAAAAAUUAACGAGGACUAGGCUUGAAUUUUACGCGACUGGAAUAGAAACAAUUUACUACGGACGACAUCAGAAGUGACAUUAAGACAUUAAGAAAGUAAAGGUGUUCAAAAUAAUCUUGUAUUUGUUUUAAUUUCAUUCUCAAAUUUUUAGCGCUCCGUGAAAUACAAAUUGUUUUGUUUUUAUUUCAUCCAAAUCAAAAACAUCACUAGCUACUCAAUAAAUCCCCUACAACAAAUAAAUCAUAUGCUUUUCUGUCACGUCCAGCUGAAUUCGUGAUAAAUUAUGUAGACCCAUAGGUGGACAAUUUUCCCAGAUCUUUUAUGUGUUCAAUUAUAUGUCGAUGUAAGUCAGUCAAUUACGCAACUUAAUGUAACAAAGCCUCUGCUACAUUUGAAUAUAAAAUCGAUUAAUGAAUUGGUGGAGUCGUAAGAACUAAUCAGACACAAAGCCAGAUGUUACAGUGGCCACUCCCUUUGGUCGAAGCACUGUGAACAUGCUUUCAAUAAACAUACAUUUACCAUGUUAUAAGCGUAUUUUUAUGAGAAGUCAAUGGAUGGAAAAAGGCUAUCGGAGUUAUAGUGUGUUAAUACAUUUUGUACAAUUUCCAUUGGUCCUCUCGAGUCUUGCAAAGAAAGAAGCUAUUUCAUUAAGAUCAUGACAAAUAUCAAGCUACACCAAAUCUUGGAAUUCCUCCAGUUCAAAGAUUCAGUGUAGUGAAAUCUUCAAAUCUCAGUUACCAACUCUUGCAAACCACCAGAAACUCUUACCCUUCAAACUACUAAUUUGUGAAAUGACAGAACAUUAGAUCCUUAUAGGCCCAAAUCUCCGUUUUAUUCAGUACUCCAUCAUUUGAUAAACGAAGCAACUUUAUUUUUCUGGAGACGAUUACAAAAAUCUUUCGUUUUUAUGAAAGGCUCCUUUAAGUCCUCUGGGCAUAGCCGCUCGUAACACAUCAUUAUGCUCAUAUAUUGAACAAGUCGCGCGCAAGCAGUGAUUGUUCAUUUAUUUGUAAAAUGAUGUCAUUACUUGCCCAAUGUAACAUUUGCUAUAAGAUCAAAAUUGAAGUAACUUAUAAUGAGUUUCCUUGUACCCAAGCUUUCAUCAACCAGCGUUACACUAUUUGACCCGCUUAUAAACCCUUAAAGUCUACGCCAGUUUAUGCUUAUUCACCCUUUACAUAAAAUAUAGAUUUAAAUAAAGCCUUGGAUUCUGAUUAACCUUAGUACCAAUUUAUCCUUCACUAUGUGCGUUCGAGGUGUUUAAGGUGCGUAACACUCCCAUGCAUUUCCUCUUUAUAAUUACUUAUUUGCUAUCAAUUGCCGUUCCUAAUUGGCUGUUAGUGUGUACAUCAUUGCACUGCGCUGCCCUCAUUGCUUAAUUAGAUAGAGAUUCGGACCACGACGCAUGUGUCAAUGAUCACUAACUAGUUGGGUCUUACAUAGAGGGUCGAUAUCAAUCUGAAUCCGUUCGAAUGAAAGCAAAGACGGCACAAUGUUAUAGUCAUCUAUUAAAAGAAGCUUUUUAUAUCUAUUUGUUUUUCUGAACAGCAGAGGCCUCUGAAUGAGAAUGGAGCAUUGGUGUGGAUGGAUUCUGUUUAUGACAAUACUAUACUGUACGGAAGGAAGAGAUUUUCAUGAAAAGGCAAAAUACCUCGGUUUGCAGAUACCCGCAGUAACUUCACAUGGCCUAAGAUACAGACGACAAGCAUCGACCUACUGUCCAUCUCUAAGCACUGUCGAUUACCGGUUGUCUGUAACUUUCGUUUUGUGUGUUGAUUACCAAAACCUACAGCUCUUUGAAAGAGAUAUUAUUACAAACAAGAUCUCAACAUUCACUGGUGAAGGAAAGGACAAAAUUUCUAUGUACCGUCUGUAUGUUGCUGAUAAACAGCGCGUUUAUGACCACAUUAAAGGCCCCCCUGGGCUGUCUUGCAGCAACAAAACCAAACUGAAAGAUGGAUUUGCAGAUCCAGGGGGAUGGGAUCCCAUAUUUGUUGGGUACCAAACAUCUGCUGAUGUGCAAUUUCAGUGUUCCGAAGAUCAAAAAGUGAAAGAUUUGGUGAACAGAAUCAUAACUGAAGUGUCUGUAAACAAAUUGCACGGUCACGUUGGAUACCACGUCAUUGGCUGGACUCUAAAUUUGUGGCACUGUGCAGCUCCAACAUCGCUACCAGAAACAACGACACAUGGGCCUUCUUCAGAGCCUGUUCCAGAGACGAGCCCAGUGCCAUCAUCCGAACCAGAGCCAAGCACCACAUUUGUGCCAACGACAGAACCUUUUCCAACAACGGAGCCAGUAGCAACUACAGAACCUUUUCCAACAUCUGAGCCACUACCAACAACAGAACCGCUUCCAACGUCAGAACCGGAGCCCACCACAGAACCAGGACCAACGCCAACUGUAAAAUACUGUCCUUACACCAACAGUAUCAGUUAUCAUUUAACCAUCAGCUUUGUUCUGUGUAUUGACUACGAUUUUCUCAUUAAUUAUGAACGCACUAACAUCCUGAAUAAGGUCUCAGUUUUCAUGAAUGUUCCGACUAAUCGAAUAUCUAUGUAUCGAUGUAUGUACCUGACCAACCACGAGUAUACGACAGCAUAAAAGGUCCCCCUGGUUUUACAUGCACUAAUAAAACGAAAAUCGAUCACAGCCUAGCAGAUCCUGGGGGCUGGAAGUCAGUCUAUAAUGGAUAUCAAACAUCUGUGGAUGUUUACUUCACUUGCCAGAAUCUCCAAGAUGUUGCGAACUUAGUGCAAAAGAUAAAGUACGAAAUAUCUCUCAAUAAACUUCACGAGCGAGUAGGAUUUCAUGUCAUCGGCUGGGUGUUGUACCGCUGGUACUGCUCAACAAUGUCAACAACACCAAUGCUGAGCACACACUUACCGACCACAGAACCCAUCCCCACAACUGAACCAUCUCCCAUGACGAUUACUACAGCGGAUCCAGGGACAGGAACCACUCCCAAAUUAGUUUACUGUCCUCAUACCAACAGUUUGAAUCACCGUUUGACGGUCAGCUUUGUCUUCUGCAUUGACUACAUCUUCUUGCUGCAAUAUGAGAAAACCAACAUUCUCAGUAGGGUAUCUAAUUUCAUGAAUGUCACCCAAAGCAGACUUUCCAUUUACCGACUGCAAGUGCCUGAUCAGCCCAGAGUUUACGAUUUUAUACGCACUCCCCCUGGUUUUACAUGCACUAACAAAACAAAACUCGAUCACAGCCUAGCGGACCCAGGGGGAUGGAGGUCUGUCUAUAACGGCUACCAAACAUCUGUCGAUGUUUAUUUCACAUGCCAAGAUGCACAAUCGGUUGCAGAUUUAGUGACAAAGAUAAAAUACGAGAUAUCUCUCAACAAACUUCAUGAUAGAUUAGGAUUUCACGUGAUUGGAUGGGUACUCUAUCAUUGGGACUGCGUGGCUAUGACUACGACACCAAAGGUUGACACGACUACUGAGAGAACAACAACAGCCGUGCCAUUAACUACAACGAAUAAGCCAGCUACCGAAGAACCAACCACAACUGCACCAAUAACAAAUGUGCAGACGACAACUUCUGAACCAACCACUCAAAAGCCAACUACCGAACAGCCAACUACCAUGGCAACAACGACUCCUAGAGUCUGUCAAAGCCCUGUCCAGAAUCUUCCAAGUCCUGUCGUUUCAUUCACUGCUGGAAAUGUGAUUGCAUUCGUCAUUCCUGCUACGUUGUUCCUGGACGCAGAAGAUGGAAACACAAUCCAACUUCAACUGCAGCUCACCAAAAGCUCUACCAACUUCCCUUCAAAGUGUUGGUUUGCAUUCAAUCAAACAACACAGUCAAUCAGUGGUCUAACCUACACUAAUAUGGUACCAAGUGGUCAAAAUACAAUUUCAUUUGUCUUCACAGUCACAGCAACCGACUCAUGUCAACUUUCCACUUCUGCUGAUGUGUCCUUCAACAUUCAAGUGCCUGGACGCUCCUGUUUCACAAUGUUGUUUGUAUUCCAGACGCGAAUAACUAGAAACUGUGAGUUUGUGCCUGCACAGCAAUUCGCCGAGAAAGUGGCUGCAUUUUAUGGCCUAAGGCUGAACCGGGAUAUAACAGUUAUAGACUUUUCUAAAGUUGCUGGCAGCAAUACGCAGUUUCAAGUCUUGAUCGGAUUUUCAAGCAACGUUGUUGGUUGUCAACCGUGCAACUUUACUGCAUUGACUGAACUGAAGAACCGAAUUAUUGAAACGUCAACAGGCAGUGUUAAGCCAGAAUUUGUCAACGUUGUGUCCCCAGAGUUCAUCGUUAACAGCGUCGCAGCUACUGGCUUGGACUCCUGUGCAACACAAACUACCACAUCCUUGCCAAGUACAACCUUGACUCCAACAACCACACCACUGACUACAGUUGCAACGACUCCUAGAGUUUGUCAAAGUCCUGUCCAGAACAUUCCAAAUCCUGUCGUUUCAUUCACUGCUGGAAAUGUGAUUGCAUUCGUCAUUCCUGCUAUGUUGUUUCUGGACGCAGAAGAUGGAAACACACGCCAACUUCAACUGCAGCUCACCAAAAGCUCCACCAACUUCCCUUCAAAGUGUUGGUUUGCAUUCAAUCGAACAACACAGUCAAUUAGUGGUCUAACAUACACUAAUAUGCUACCAAGUGGUCAAAAUUCAAUUUCAUUUGUCUUCACAGUCACAGCAACCGACUCAUGUCAACUUUCCACUUCUGCAGAUGUGUCCUUCAACAUUCAAGUGCCUGGACGCUCUUGCUUCACAAUGUUCUUUGUAUUCCAGACACGAAUAACUAGAAACUGUGAGUUUGUGCCUGCACAGCAAUUUGCAGAGAAAGUCGCUGCAUUUUAUGGCCUAAGGCUAAACCGGGAUAUAACAGUUAUAGACUUUUCUAAAGUUGCUGGCAGCAAUACGCAGUUUCAAGUCUUGAUCGGAUUUUCAAGCAACAUUGUUGGUUGUCAACCGUGCAACUUUACAGCAUUGACUGAACUGAAGAACCAAAUUAUUGAAUCGUCAACAGGCAGUGUUAAGCCAGAAUUUAUCAACGUUGUGUCCCCAGAGUUCAUCGUUAACAGCGUCGCAGCUACUGGCUUGGACUCCUGUGCAACACAAACUACCACAUCCUUGCCAAGUACAACCUUGCCUCCAACAACCACACCACUGACUACAGUUGCAACGACUCCUAGAGUUUGUCAAAGUCCUGUCCAGAACAUUCCAAAUCCUGUCGUUUCAUUCACUGCUGGAAAUGUAAUUGCAUUCGUCAUUCCUGCUACGUUGUUCCUGGACGCAGAAGAUGGAAACACACGCCAACUUCAACUGCAGCUCACCAAAAGCUCCACCAACUUCCCUUCAAAGUGUUGGUUUGCAUUCAAUCAAACAACACAGUCAAUCAGUGGUCUAACAUACACUAAUAUGCUACCAAGUGGUCAAAAUACAAUUUCAUUUGUCUUUACAGUCACAGCAACUGACUCAUGUCAACUUUCCACUUCUGCAGAUGUGUCCUUCAACAUUCAAGUGCCUGGACGCUCCUGCUUCACAAUGUUGUUUGUAUUCCAGACACGAAUAAAUAGAAACUGUGAGUUUUUGCCUGCACAGCAAUUUGCAGAGAAAGUCGCUGCAUUUUAUGGCCUAAGGCUGAACCAGGAUAUAACAGUUAUAGACUUUUCUAAAGUGGCUGGCAGCAAUACGCAGUUUCAAGUCUUGAUCGGAUUUUCAAGCAACGUUGUUAGUUGUCAACCGUGUAACUUUACUGCAUUGACUGAACUGAAAAACCGAAUUAUUGCAACGUCAACAGGCAGUGUUAAGCCAGAAUUUGUCAACGUUGUGUCCCCGGAGUUCAUCGUAAACAGCGUCGCAGCUACUGGCUUGGACUCCUGCGCAACACAAACUACCACAUCCUUGCCAAGUACGACUUUGCCUCCAACAACCACACCACUGACUACAGUUUCAACGACUCCUAGAGUUUGUCAAAGUCCUGUCCAGAACAUUCCAAAUCCUGUCGUUUCAUUCACUGCUGGAAAUGUGAUUGCAUUCGUCAUUCCUGCUAUGUUGUUCCUGGACGCAGAAGAUGGAAACACACGCCAACUUCAACUGCAGCUCACCAAAAGCUCCAUCAACUUCCCUUCAAAGUGUUGGUUUGCAUUCAAUCAAACAACACAGUCAAUCAGUGGUCUAACAUACACUAAUAUGCUACCAAGUGGUCAAAAUACAAUUUCAUUUGUCUUCACAGUCACAGCAACCGACUCAUGUCAACUUUCCACUUCUGCAGAUGUGUCCUUCAACAUUCAAGUGCCUGGACGCUCCUGCUUCACAAUGUUGUUUGUAUUCCAGACACGAAUAACUAGAAACUGUGAGUUUGUGCCUGCACAGCAAUUCGCAGAGAAAGUCGCUGGAUUUUAUGGCCUAAGGCUGAACCAGGAUAUAACAGUUAUAGACUUUUCUAAAGUGGCUGGCAGCAAUACGCAGUUUCAAGUCUUGAUCGGAUUUUCAAGCAACGUUGUUAGUUGUCAACCGUGUAACUUUACUGCAUUGACUGAACUGAAGAACCGAAUUAUUGAAACGUCAACAGGCAGUGUUAAGCCAGAAUUUAUCAACGUUGUGUCCCCAGAGUUCAUCGUAAACAGCGUUGCAGCUACUGGCUUGGACUCCUGCGCAACACAAACUACCACAUCCUUGCCAAGUACAACCUUGCCUCCAACAACAACCCCACUGACUACAGUUUCAACCACUCCUAGAGUUUGUCGAAGUCCAGUUCAGAACAUUCCAAGUCCUGUCGUUUCAUUCACUGCUGGAAAUGUGAUUGCAUUCGUCAUUCCUGCUACGUUGUUCCUGGACGCAGAAGAUGGAAACACACGCCAACUUCAACUGCAGCUCACCAAAAGCUCCACCAACUUCCCUUCAAAGUGUUGGUUUGCAUUCAAUCGAACAACACAGUCAAUCAGUGGUCUAACCUACACUAAUAUGCUACCAAGUGGUCAAAAUACAAUUUCAUUUGUCUUCACAGUCACAGCAACCGACUCAUGUCAACUUUCCACUUCUGCAGAUGUGUCCUUCAACAUUCAAGUGCCUGGACGCUCUUGCUUCACAAUGUUGUUUGUAUUCCAGACACGAAUAACUAGAAACUGUGAGUUUGUGCCUGCACAGCAAUUCGCCGAGAAAGUCGCUGGAUUUUAUGGCCUAAGGCUGAACCAGGAUAUAACAGUUAUAGACUUUUCUAAAGUGGCUGGCAGCAAUACGCAGUUUCAAGUCUUGAUCGGAUUUUCAAGCAACGUUGUAAGUUGUCAACCGUGUAACUUUACUGCAUUGACUGAACUGAAAAACCGAAUUAUUGAAACGUCAACAGGCAGUGUUAAGCCAGAAUUUAUCAACGUUGUGUCCUCGGAGUUCAUCGUAAACAGCGUCGCAGCUACUGGCUUGGACUCCUGCGCAACACAAACUACCACAUCCUUGCCAAGUACAACCUUGCGUCCAACAACUAUGGCGUCAACUACAGAUGGAACGAAGAUAUGUCUACCUCCAAGACUUGUUGAAAAAACAACCCCAUUGAGAAUCGACACAGGUACAGCAUUUUCCUAUACAAUACCAGAAGGAACUUUCUUUGACAAAGAAGACGGCAAUACACGAUCCUUGUCUUUAAAGCUUCAGCCGCUUACAAGUGGCUUGCCUGCUAAGUGUUGGUAUUCUUUUGACGAAGCCAAGCAAACAUUUAGUGGCUUAUCUUACGACGGAUUACUGAAUGAGAUCAAGUCUAGGAAUGUUCAGUUCAGUUUGCUUGCAACGGACAGUUGUGCUCUUACAUCUAGUGACAAUUUCACCAUGCAGCUUUCAAGGCCUAGCCGCCAUUGCUUCGAAGUCUCGUUUGAAUUCAAGACACUGAAUUUGCAUGAGUGUGAAUGGAUCCCUGUCAGUCAGUUCAUCGACAGAGUGAGCAGUUACCUGGGAACGAACUCAAGUCUUGAUAUUAGAGCGAGGAAUUUUUCCAAAAUUGGAACAAGCAAAACUAUGUUCCAAGUUAGAAUAGCUAUUUUGCCAACAAAAGUCGCUUGCCGCCCUUGUGAUUAUAUGGCAAUAUCAGAUCUGACUGACAGGCUAGUGGAUAAAAGUGACAAAAGCCUAAAAGCUGAAUUCAAAAACUUUAUGUCACCUUCUUAUAAUGUUAUAAAAGCAAAAGCUUCUGGAACUAAUGCAUGUGCGCCAGUUGUCACACCAACAGCGAUUGUGUCAUCAACGGGAAGGAUAUCAUGCAAGAAACCGAUACUUGUACGGCCAAUUAAGCCACUGAGGAUUUUCGCAGGGAAGAAUUUAACGUUUACAAUUCCCUCUGAGACAUUCUACGAUCGGGAAGAUGGCAAUACACGCUUUCUAAGUGUUUCUGUUGGCUUGCGCUAUCCCGAUAUCUCGCCUUACUGCUGGUUCUCAUACAACGCAACUGCACAGAAAUUAAUAGGCCUUCCCUACAGUGGACUUCUAGGGGGUAAAGAAACUAUAACAAUUGUUUAUAACAUGACAGCUAUCGAUAGCUGUGGACUUUCAGUUGCAGAUAACUUUUCUCUUGUUUUGAAAAAGCCCCCUCGUCACUGCUUUGAGAUGACUUUCACAUUCAGGGCAUCAAAAAACUAUUCCUGUGAGUGGGAAGCCAUCUUGGAAUUCGUUGGAAGAGUAGCUGUCUUUUAUGGAUUUGACAUGUAUUCGGAUAUGUCCGUUGUCAGUUAUACUAGAUCUAAAAAAUAUUCAAAUCGUUACUUGGCAAAAGUGUCCUUCUCUCAGAAAAUUAUCAAAUGUGACCAGUGCAAUUCAACACUAAUCUCAAAUUUAACGUACAGAGUACUCCAUCAAAAGAACUACACUGUGCACUAUGCUUUUAACUCCUUUUUGGCCCCUUCGUUUAUCGUUGCUAAUGUAUUCAUCGCUGGUGUUGAUUCCUGUGCGGCGUAUGUACUUCCAUUGACUUUAGCGAAAAAAGAAGGACUGCCAAUCUGGGCUUGGCUAUUGCCAGUUCUGAUAUUCUCCAUUGCGCUGGCAUUGAUUCUGCUAUUAGCACUUUGCCGUUGCCUGGGAUGUUGUACUUGUUGCGUAUGUCUGUUUCCAGUAGAAGAGGAUGAAGAAUACUUUAUGAGAAGAGAGUGCCCACCGCGUCGGCACAAGACGUACCGCGAGUUCAUUGGCAGUGACUUUGACCAAAACUACCCAUCAAUGCGCAAAAAUCGAGCCGGGCAAUCACCUGAUGAUACGUCAAUAGAAUCAGCUGAUGAUCUAGUUUCAGCCGGCAGCGAUGACAAUAACCUCAUACCCCCUUAUCCUGGGAAAAUCAACAAGCCAGCCAACUUUGGAGGAGGAGCAAAAGCGACGGGAGCAUCUGUAACAACUAUUGUUUACGCGACACCGCCAAUCGGCAAAGAAUCCACAGAAUUAAGCGUCUUUUCAAAUGCAGCCGCUGGUGGAGGGCCGACAGGCGAUGGGGUCAAUGUUGUGUACCACAAUGUCACAGAAACGUCUUUUGGAAAUGAUGACGAUAAUUACAAAAGGACACACGGCAGCUUUGAAUCACUAAUAUUACGUCAUACCAACAGCACUGGAAACCUUUCGGGGGGAAAGGUAAACGGAGGAUUCACAGGAAGCGCGACAUCUGAUCUAGACAGAGUAGGCGCUGGUUCUAGCAUUGAGCAGGUGGGAUCUUCAGCUGCAGUUACUGGGUGCUGGAAUGACGGUUUUGAGCCUCCUGCUCCAUUGCUAGACGAAGAAAAGCAUGAAACCAAUAUUGGUGGACUAGGUGUCAAGAACGGCACUACAGGUGUUCAACUCUCAAUUGUCAAUCCAGCUGGCGGCAUCUCAAAUUCUGGGUACGAUCCUGAUGAAGUCGAUAUUGAAGCGGGGACAACAGGUCAUUUUGACAGUUCGAGCAGUGCUGCAGUUACAUUUAGAAACAUGCAAGGACAGUCAAGUUUGCAGCAAAAUUCAAGACUCUCCUUUGAUGGGAAUAUUGGAGUGAAUGGACAAAGGAAUAGUUACCAUGCAUCUAGCUGUAGUGGGUUGAAGAAACCCGCACACAGUGCUCAAAGCAACGUCAGCGGAAAAGCGAUUCUUGAAAGCUCUGUUGCCAAUGAAUAUGCUUCUAGCGGGUCAGUUAACGAUAGAGGCAAUGUUGUUAAUGUUAUGACACACAUGUCUAUUCCAAGGCUUAACAGUGCUGGGUUACUGAGCGACUCAGAUACCGACAGUGGCCAGAGGCAUUUUGAUGGUAAUCAAAAUGGGUCCGCUGUUGGAACAAGUGACAGUUAUACAACCACUACCAACAUGUGCUUACACCAGGCACUUCAACCUGUACAGAAUGAAGCGAAUGCGUGCCAUGUUAAAUUACGCUCAGGCAUUGAAGGUAAAGAUUCAGAUGAAAAAUCCACAAGAGGGCUUGAUCAAAGUCUUCACGAUCAAAGUCUUCACGAUCAAAGUCUUCACGGGCAAAGUCUUCACGGGCAAAGUCUUCACGGUCAAAUUCUUCACGAUCAAAGUCUUCACGGUCAAAGUCUUCACGAUCAAAGUCUUCACGAUCAAAGUCUUCACGAUCAAAGUCUUCACGGGCAAAGUCUUCACGGGCAAAGUCUUCACGAUCAAAGUCUUCACGAUCAAAGUCUUCACGGGCAAAGUCUUCACGGUCAAAGUCUUCACGAUCAAAGUCUUCACGGGCAAAGACUUCACGAUCAAAGUCUUCACGGGCAAAGUCUUCACGAUCAAAGUCUUCACGAUCAAAGUCUUCACGGGCAAAGUCUUCAUGAUCAAAGUCUUCACGGGCAAAGUCUUCACGGUCAAAGUCUUCACGGUCAAAGUCUUCACGGUUUCUUGUCCCAAAAUGACUUUGAUUCAUCUGUUACUAAAAACGUAGAUGCCGACAAAGCUUUGUGCACAGUAUGCAGUUCUCAUUCACCUUGUAAUGAAAACACAGACAUUAUCUGCUUGGUAGGUCAUUCAAAGACGUGCCCUACUGCUGGAAAUGUGAGUUGCAGCAAAAUGGAACGGACUGACGAAAUAGCCACGAACCAACCAUGUGGAAAGCAGUCUUCAGAUUCACUACUUCACUUUCCCAUGGGGAGCUCUAGCUCUGGUGGUGAACCCAAAAGCUGUGAACAAUGCCAAGAUGCUGCUUGGAGAUCAACUUUGCCCAAUAUAGCCGAAAGACAGGCUGGAAGAUGUACCGUAUCCCUCAAAGGAUCAGCACAACAGAAUUUGGAAGACGAGGAUUAUCUUGCAAGAGACACUUGUAGUGGGGAUUGUCCUCAUAGAGCUUUAAAUCGUAUCAGCGAGGAAGGCGAUACUCAUUUAUCAUUUGCCAAUACAUUGAAAAAUGGAUUUGCAACUGGAUAUACUUCUGAGCGGGAAAAUCCCCAUACAGCGUCAAAUCAGGUCGACGUAGGGGCAUGCCCGUAUUCAUCAAAUUCUGUAGCAAAUUCAAAUGGACAUUCUACAAGGGAUACGUGCGGGGCGCAAUGUCCCCAUAAAUCUUCAAAUAACAUCAAUGGAACAUGCAAGCAUCUAUCGAUUUCAAAUGCUGCAGCAAAUGGAUUUUCCACUGGAGAUACCUUCGGAGGAAAAUGUCCUCACACAGUGUCAAAUCAAGUCUGCGAUGGAACAUGCACACAUUUGUCAGAUGUCAGUUUGUCAGCAAAUAAAGAAGACGCAACGACGAACCCUUGUAGAUACACUUUUGAAAAGGAAAUUCAUGUUGGGCCGAAGGACAUGGCAAUUAAUGCUGCAGAAGUCAGCUUAAAUUUCUUAGAAAUUGCAGGUAGUAGACAGAACCCCGCAUCAUCAGACGAUUUAAAAGAAACAGAACCAAUGUCGAAUUCAGCACAUAGACCAGGUUCAGAUGGUGUACGUUCGCACACAAGUAUACACUCCCAAGUACUAUCUAGACCGUUCUUUUCAGACCACAAUGGUGUCAUUUGCAAAGAAGACGAGACGACGCAAGGCUUCAAUGAAGGUCGCAUGCCAUCAGCUAAUACCAGCAAGAGUGAUCAUAGUUUUCAUAGCACAUCAAUGGCAUUCAUGAAAUCAGGAGGAUAUGAACGUUCAGAGAUGAUGUUGGGUAUAUCAGGAAAGCCAGAAGCAUUAGCCGGUGGAGUGACGUCCUACCACGGGGAAUAUGGUAACAUGCCAUACGAUGGGAGAAACUACAUCACAGCAGAUUUUCAUUUUCCAAGAGGAGGAGCACGUUGUGAUGAGCCUCAUGAUGUCAAAUGGACACCUGCAAUCGAAUCUGUGACUCCACUUGGGAAAGAAAGCGAAGGUGAUCCUGCUUUUGCAAAACAUUCCUACCGGUCACAGCUAGAGUUCGAUGGAACGUACCGAGGAGAAGCACUUUCACAAGGAAUUGCUUUAGACCAACGCCGGGACUCGCUGCCUGCGUUUUCAGAGGGGCAAAUUUUACAGGACGACUUUGGUAGAGCAGAAAUAAGGCGCCAAAAGUCUCUUAGGAGGAAUAUUGCCGAGGGGGAAAAAUUUGAAUUUGUCUCGUGUGACAGCGAUUAUGAUGCGAUAAGAAGAGCAAGUCUUCGACGUGCAAGCUGGCAAAGAGGCCACGAAGGAGGUAUUGGCAUUGGAGAUUUUGACGAAGGAUCUGUUUCUGACGCUGUUAGGUGGCAACAAAGUUAUGAUCAAGCUGAAGAGGGUGGCAUAGGGAAAGGCAGGAAUUAUGGAGUAAAAAGAGCUGGCCUGAAGAGAGGAAACUGGGACACGGGAGAGGAAGGUGGCUUUGCAAGUGGGCGAAACCACGGAGUAAAGAAAGCAGGGAUACUGAAAACGAAUUAUGAUAAAGGCGAAGAAGGGGGUUUUGCAAUUGGUGUGAACUAUGGCACAAAGAAAGCAGAAAAUCUUAAGAAUAACUGGGGUGAAGGAACUCUCGUUGGCAUAGGUGAAGGUUGGGGUGUUUCGGAUGAACUGGAAAGUGCAAAGUUGCAAAGAUGCAGUUGGGGGCGUGGAAGAAGGCGCUACUUGUCGGAUUCUUGCAUUCUUGAUAACAAUGACGAUGAUGAGGAAAAUGGCUUUAUUUCACGUGAUUUCGCCGCAACAUACGGGUCAGAAGAGAAUCUCCAACUGCCAGCAACACCAUUUGAUGAGAGGUUUAACGAAAACUCCUAUCGCGAUAGAUCGUAUUCCUUGCCUGAUGAGCUUGACGAUAUGGAUGACGAGAGCUGGCGUUUCGAAGAACCAAGAAGUGAUAGGCCAAAAAGGCUCAUCGAGUCAGUACGGUUUGUGAGGCGACCAUUGAAAAGGUCAUUGAAAAGAAAUGGCUCAAUGCAAAGGUCAGGAGGGAAAUAUACAAGAAGACAUCCCGAUGAGGCAAAUUUGAUCAUGAGGAGAGGCUGGUUUGACGUCAGAAGAUCCAUAAGAGUAAAGGUACCCGUCUCGAUGCGAGCAAGAGUGAAAGAUGACGCAGUGCUAACGGGGCCGGUACAUCUAGACUCAUUCAAAGUUAAUGCGAUCCAGAUGCCGGAUAGUUCAUAUACAACUCCGGACUCCAUUACACUUACAAAGACGCCAGAUACAAAGAUUUUAAUCAAAGGAGAAGCACACCGACACAGUGCGAACGACACUUCAUAUAGCUUUCAAACGAACGAACUUGAAAAUAAAUCUAAAUUCGGGACAUAUGAAGUAAAAAUACCGUUGAAAUAAUUUUUCAUUAUAAUUUAAAGACUUUGAUACGAUUGAAAGAAGUUUAUGGGUUUUUGAAACACUUUACUCUUUGUAAUUAGGUUGCGAUUUUUUCUAUUCAAUGUUUUAAUAUGGGUUUUUGAAUAGUUGAGUGACUAAGAUUCACUUUUUUCAACAUUUCUCCGUUCUUAGUUCAAAGUUACUUAAGUAAGUUGGACAACUGUAUUCUCACACCUUGCUCCCUGCAAUGACAUGGCAGGAUCGUGUGUGGGACAACGAGUACGCCCUGUUUAGCUUGGAUUCGUUUUAGAUGCCUUAUGAUAGAUCUAAAGUGGCAGAAAGAGCUCAGUAAUCGAGCUUUAGCCUGCAUGAAUUUUAUGGGUCUAACCGAUUUGUAAACAAAAAAUUGA
Molecule: messenger RNA, 16996 nt
Organism: Rhopilema esculentum
Lineage: Eukaryota; Metazoa; Cnidaria; Scyphozoa; Rhizostomeae; Rhizostomatidae
Biological process (GO): muscle attachment; axon guidance; morphogenesis of an epithelium
Cellular component (GO): sarcolemma; dystroglycan complex
Molecular function (GO): laminin binding; calcium ion binding
Source: RefSeq, a predicted model, not a curated record